AUGACACUUGAAAAGCUUGCACGCAACACAUACAGAUACAGUAGAAGUGGCAGUUCAAAUUCAAAUGAAGAAAAUUUCUGGAGGCAAUGGAAGGUUAUAGUUGUGGGACGUGACAAUGGUGCUUGCCCUGCUCUUUCUGCUUUUAGUUUGAUAGUAGAUAGAGAUAGCUUUCAUCAGCUGAUGGGUCAGUCGACUGAUCACAAAACUUCUUCCUCAACAAUCAUUUUGCUUAUGCUGCCUAGAAAAGUUAAAAAGGCAAUUUGA
Messenger RNA from Prunus armeniaca (apricot), 264 nucleotides. The record is from the annotation of a GenBank genome assembly. NCBI's taxonomy places the organism in Eukaryota, Viridiplantae, Streptophyta, Magnoliopsida, Rosales, Rosaceae.